Molecule: messenger RNA, 237 nt
Organism: Malassezia globosa CBS 7966
Lineage: Eukaryota; Fungi; Basidiomycota; Malasseziomycetes; Malasseziales; Malasseziaceae
Exons: 1
Coding region: 1-237 (78 amino acids)
Biological process (GO): chromosome organization involved in meiotic cell cycle; telomere maintenance via telomerase; telomere maintenance via recombination
Cellular component (GO): Mre11 complex; condensed nuclear chromosome
Molecular function (GO): ATP hydrolysis activity; G-quadruplex DNA binding; single-stranded telomeric DNA binding
Source: RefSeq, a predicted model, not a curated record
AUGGCUGAGUUAGACAAGCUCGCCAUUCGUGGCAUGCGUUCUUUCGACUCACAUGAAGUAAAUAUCAUCCAGUUUUUCAAGCCACUCACUGUGAUCGUGGGCCAUAAUGGAAGUGGGAAGACCACCAUAGUUGAAUGCCUCAAGUACGCGGUGGCUGGCGAUCUGCCGCCAAAUACUAAGGGUGGCGGAUUCAUUCAUGAUCCUUACGUACGUCCAAAAUACAAGCUAACUUUAUAG